AUGACCUCUGGUGGAAUCAGUCACUGGGAGAUCCCUGUGGAUGAAUUCAUCCUGGCCUUUCCACAGCACCAGUUAGUAGUGAUCAGGGAAGGUCACCACCAAAUCAAGCAAGGUACCUGUGAGGUGGUUGCUGUGCACCGAUGCUGCAAUAAGAACCGGAUAGAAGAGCGGUCACAGACAGUUAAGUGUUCGUGCUUCCCAGGACAGGUGGCUGGCACAACUCGGGCUCAACCUUCUUGUGUUGAGGCUUCUGUCGUGAUUCAGAAAUGGUGGUGUCACAUGAAUCCUUGCUUGGAAGGAGAGGAUUGUAGAGUGCUUCCUGAUUACUCAGGUUGGUCCUGUAGCAGUGGCAAUAAAGUCAAAACCACAAAG
Molecule: messenger RNA, 372 nt
Organism: Castor canadensis (American beaver)
Lineage: Eukaryota; Metazoa; Chordata; Mammalia; Rodentia; Castoridae
Source: RefSeq, a predicted model, not a curated record